Messenger RNA from Lutra lutra (Eurasian river otter), 994 nucleotides. RefSeq names its product high mobility group protein B3-like. Gene Ontology annotation, biological process: regulation of transcription by RNA polymerase II. Gene Ontology annotation, molecular function: DNA binding, bending. The transcript has a single exon. Lineage: Eukaryota; Metazoa; Chordata; Mammalia; Carnivora; Mustelidae. Bases 118 to 720 code for a protein of 200 amino acids. The record is from RefSeq and is a predicted model, not a curated record. Gene Ontology annotation, cellular component: nucleus.
CGCCGCCGAGAGCACGCCCCGCUGCCGCCUCCCCCUGCCUGUCCUCCCUGCGCCCUUCCCGCCCCUUCUCCUUUCCUCUUGCUAGUUGGCCGGGAAGGAAGAAGCAAUUCAGUCAGGAUGGCUAAAGGUGAUCCCAAGAAACCAAAGGGCAAGAUGUCAGCUUAUGCCUUCUUUGUGCAGACUUGCAGAGAGGAACACAAGAAGAAAAACCCAGAAGUCCCUGUCAAUUUUGCAGAAUUUUCCAAGAAGUGCUCUGAGAGGUGGAAGACUAUGUCUGGGAAGGAGAAAUCUAAAUUCGAUGAAAUGGCAAAGGCAGACAAAGUGCGCUACAACCGGGAAAUGAAGGAUUAUGGACCAGCUAAGGGAGGCAAGAAGAAGGACCCUAAUGCCCCCAAAAGGCCACCGUCUGGAUUCUUCCUGUUCUGUUCAGAAUUCCGCCCCAAGAUCAAAUCUACAAACCCUGGUAUCUCCAUUGGAGAUGUGGCAAAGAAGCUGGGCGAGAUGUGGAAUAACUUAAGUGACGAUGAGAAGCAACCUUACAACAAUAAGGCAGCGAAGCUGAAGGAGAAGUACGAGAAGGAUGUCGCUGACUAUAAGUCUAAAGGAAAGUUUGAUGGCGCGAAGGGUCCCGCCAAAGUUGCCCGGAAAAAGGUGGAAGAGGAAGAUGAAGAAGACGAAGAGGAGGAAGAGGAGGAGGAGGAGGAAGAGGAGGAUGAAUAAAAGAAACUGUUGAUCUGUCUCCUUGUGAAUACCUUAGAGUAGGGAGCGCCGUCAUUGACAUUGACACCCCUCUUAUUGGAGGCGUAUCUGUUGCCCUCGUUAGGUUUAAUCACACAAUUGGGUCAUGGUCAUAUUGUAGUUUCUCAAAGUGCUCUAGAAAUUGUCAGUGGUUUACAUGAAGUGGCCAUGGGUGUCCAGAGCACCCUGAAACUGUAUCAAAGUUGUACAUAUUUCCAAACAUUUUUAAAAUGAAAAGGCUCUCGUGUUCUCCUCA